UGCGGAAAACACAGCGGAGCGCCCCCGGAACGCUCGCUCGGCGGCCCGGGCGGCGGCCGGGAGGGUUUGGCGGCGCACCGAGGCGAAGGAGGGCGGGCGUGUCCGGGACGGCGGGGCCUGACGGCGGCCCCGGCUCCCCUCGGCCUCCGGAGUGCCUUCAGCACCCCUCGUCUGCCCCCAGCCCUCCGCUCGGCUCCCCUCGGCCCCCUGAGCCCACCUCGGCUCCCCGCAUUACCCCGAGCCCCCUUCGUCUCCCGUCAGGCCCCCCAAGCCGCCUCAGCCCGCCGCGGAGAUGGAUGACGAACCCGAGCGGACCAAGCGCUGGGAAGGAGGCUACGAAAGAACAUGGGAAAUUCUUAAAGAAGACGAAUCCGGGUCGUUGAAAGCAACCAUCGAUGAUAUCCUCUUCAAGGCAAAGAGGAAAAGACUCUAUGAACACCAUGGACAAGUUCGACUUGGAAUGAUGCGUCACCUUUAUGUGGUUGUUGAUGGAUCAAGAACAAUGGAGGACCAAGACUUAAAACCGAACAGACUUACUUGCACUUUGAAGUUACUGGAAUAUUUUGUUGAAGAGUACUUUGACCAAAAUCCCAUUAGUCAGAUUGGCUUAAUUGUAACCAAGAGUAAAAGAGCUGAAAAAAUGACAGAACUCUCAGGAAACUCAAAAAAGCACGUAACUGCUCUGAAGAAAGCAGUGGAUAUGAACUGCAGUGGAGAGCCUUCUCUAUAUAAUUCCCUAAAUUUGGCCAUGCAGACUUUAAAGCACAUGCCAGGACAUACAAGCAGAGAGAUUUUGGUAGUCUUCAGCAGCCUGACGACAUGUGAUCCAGCCAACAUCUAUGAUUUAAUUAAGUGUUUAAAAGCAGUUAAGAUCAGAGUAUCUGUCAUCGGCCUAAGUGCUGAAGUUCGAGUCUGUACAGUACUUGCCCGAGAAACUGGUGGAACAUACCACGUGAUUUUAGAUGAAAGUCAUUUUAAGGAACUGCUGAUGCAUCAUGUUAGUCCUCCACCUGCCAGUUCGAGUUCUGAGUGUUCCCUUAUUCGAAUGGGUUUUCCUCAGCAUACUAUUGCUUCCCUGUCUGAUCAGGAUGCAAAGCCUUCCUUUAGCAUGGUGCAAUUGGAAAACAACAGUGAGCCCAGUCUCACACUGGGUGGGUAUUUUUGUCCCCAGUGCAGAGCCAAAUACUGUGAGCUUCCUGUGGAAUGCAAAAUCUGUGGUCUUACACUAGUGUCUGCACCUCACCUGGCUCGGUCAUACCAUCACUUGUUUCCUUUGGAUGCUUUUCAGGAAGUUCCACUGGAAGAAUACAAGGGGGAACGGUAUUGUCAAGGCUGUCAGGGAGAAAUGAAAGAUCAAAAUGAAUAACAGUUGCCAUCUGUAAUAAUGAUCAUAACUAAUAUCCAAGACUGGAAGUGCUAAUAAUAUAUUAAAAUAUGAGUGAAAAGGAGUUGACAAGAGGAGCAGGUGGAUGAUCGAAGGAGGCUGUGACCCCAUGGAGAGCCUGCACCUGUAGCAAGCUCCUGGCAGGAUCUAUGGCCCUAUGGAGAGAAGAGUCCUUUCUGGAGCAGGUUUGCUGGCAGAACUUGUGACCUUGUGGAGGACCCAUGCUGGAGCACCCUAUUAAAGGACUGCACUCCAUGGAAGGGAGAGGGCAGUUGUGCCUCUUCAGCAAUGAACAGUUGCUGAACAGAUGAUUUCGAAGCUUUGCAUCACUGCAAUCAAUCUUAAUUUACUUCAGCUAGACAAUGAAGAAAACACCUUCAAAGUAGCUUAGCUAAGUUAUGGUUAAGUUUUUCUCUUUUUUCUUAAUUUGUGGGAAAACUGAUUCUCUCUGACACUUGACCACAGAAGGAGGAGGAAGUGAACGCAGUAAAGUUGAGGCCUGUAUUUCCCUGAAAAGCAAAUCACUGGCUUUAACUAAAUUACUGCCUAGUUUUGUGCCUACAGCCUCUGCUCUGCAAGAGUAGAAUUGUAGACCAGAAUUCAGCCCUACAUGGUAAGUGAUGUCCAUAAUUAGCAUUACGUUUCAGAGAGUCUGCUUUUUCUAAUUUAUUUUUAGUAAUGGUACUCAGGAAAAGGCAACACAGCAAGACUUCCUGAUAUAUUCCAGCCAUUCAUCCAACCAAUAAAAGUCUACAGAAGCUAAAAAUAAAACCACCUCAAAGCAAACCACAAAGUUUGAAAAGUAGAACUUUAUUAACAAGCACUUGAAACAAGAAAUUAGUCUUUCUGAAUAAAGCUGUCAUAUUCAUGAUUCUAA
Molecule: messenger RNA, 2261 nt
Organism: Pipra filicauda (Wire-tailed manakin)
Lineage: Eukaryota; Metazoa; Chordata; Aves; Passeriformes; Pipridae
Product: general transcription factor IIH subunit 2
Exons: 15
Coding region: 293-1366 (357 amino acids)
Biological process (GO): nucleotide-excision repair; DNA-templated transcription; regulation of transcription by RNA polymerase II
Cellular component (GO): transcription factor TFIIH core complex; transcription factor TFIIH holo complex
Molecular function (GO): zinc ion binding
Source: RefSeq, a predicted model, not a curated record